UCCACCCUCUUCACGGCCUCCCCCAACCACCCACCGCCGACGCACCGGAACUCCCUCGCCGCAAGCACGCGCCGGAAGGGGACGAGCCAUCAAACAACCACGUCGGGGAGUGAAACGAACAAGCCCAGCACUAGCUCGCCGCCGGAGAAGCAAGAAAGCAGCCGUGAUGAGAAGGGCGGUGUUUUUUACGAUGAAUUUGGAGUGUCGAACAUGGCAAUGGACGAAAACGCCCCGGAGGAGGAGGACGAUUUCUUUGAGGGAAUGGCGGAGCUGGGCGAGUCGCUGAAAUUGGACGACGCCGGAGAUUCCUUCUCCGAUAACUUUCAGGACGCCAUGCAGUUCCAAUGUUGGCUUCCGAACAAUGCCAAUCGUGCAGGGGAUCAUGCCGGCGCACGUGAUGGCCGACGUCCAUCACGUGAGGAUCGACACGGAGCAGAGGUUCGAUCGGUUGGACAAUUCGUUCAAGCGGAUCGAGCAGCAGCUUGGCGCCAUGAAAAUCGGCUUGGACGAGGACGGCGGCGGCGGGUGGUUGGGGGAGGCCGUGAAGAGGGUGGAGGAGGAGCAGAGGUGGUGCGAGGACGAGGAAAGAAGAAAGAA
Messenger RNA from Ipomoea nil (Japanese morning glory), 597 nucleotides. Its product is annotated as WRKY transcription factor 22-like. NCBI's taxonomy places the organism in Eukaryota, Viridiplantae, Streptophyta, Magnoliopsida, Solanales, Convolvulaceae. The record is from RefSeq and is a predicted model, not a curated record. The transcript has a single exon. The annotation marks the transcript as partial.